Arthroderma uncinatum is the source of this 1593-nucleotide messenger RNA. RefSeq names its product choline transport protein. Gene Ontology annotation, cellular component: membrane. Lineage: Eukaryota; Fungi; Ascomycota; Eurotiomycetes; Onygenales; Arthrodermataceae. Bases 1 to 1593 code for a protein of 530 amino acids. The record is from RefSeq and is a predicted model, not a curated record. Gene Ontology annotation, molecular function: transmembrane transporter activity. Gene Ontology annotation, biological process: transmembrane transport. The transcript is spliced from 6 exons.
AUGGACGGGAGUAGUCUCACCUCCUUAGACGGCAAGGUGGGCUAUCCUCUUGGGCCGUAUGGAGACGACUCAGAGAAAUAUAUGAGAAAGAAAACGAUGGCAGAGCCGAGAGCUCCAGCUGCUGCUGGCGACCAAGCCUCCGCUGACCAGUCGAAGGUCAAGAUUUUCUUCUUCUCCCUGACAUUCAUGUCUAGCUGGGAGUCAAUGGGCUUAAACUUGGCCGCAGUCUUUACCAAUGGCGGACCUCGGGCUCUUGCUUGGGGGAUUAUUGUCGUCGUUGCCGGUGGGUUGGCCCAAUCUGCCUCGAUGGCGGAGAUGGCUUCUAUGCAGCCGAUUGCUGGUGCCCAAUACCACUGGACUCAUUACCUCGCCCCCCAAAGGCAUAAGAAAUUUAUUACCUGGAUGCAAGGCUGGAUUACCUGGUUUGCGUGGGUGUCUCUUUUAGCCGGUGUUGCCAACACUACGGCAAAUAUGAUUCAGGGCCUGGUUGUCGUGAACUAUCCCAGUUAUGAACCCGAAAGGUGGCACCUUACACUUAUAAUUUUUGCUAUGUUGAUAGCCGAAGGGCUCAUGAACAUGUACACCUUCUGGUUGAUCCCGUGGGUUGAGCUACUGGCUGGUAUCCUCCACGUAGUCCUGUUUAUCGUCUUUGUUGUUGUCCUAGUCUCGAUGGCCCCCCGUCAUACCCCUGGAUGGGUGUUUUGGGACCACACCUCAUCGUCGGGAUGGAACAAUGAAUUCAUUUCAUGGAACUUAGGUUUACUCACGCCCACUUGGGGGUUCGUAGGAUUCGACGGAGCUGUUCACAUGAGCGAGGAAGUCCGUCGUGCAAAGCAUGCAGUACCCAGAUCAAUGGUUUGGACCGUUGCGACAAAUGGGGUACUUGCGUACGCAAUAGUCAUUACUAUCCUUUUUACUAUGGGUCCUAUAGACGAGGCUCUAAAGUCGAGCUUCCCUAUAAUUGAAGUUUGUCGACAGGCUACUGGAUCCGUGACGGCGGCAACUGCCAUGGUAUGUGGACUGCUCAUCAUUUCACUCGCCGUCAAUCUCGCUAGUAUUGCAUCAACAUCGCGUCUCACUUGGGCAUGGUCGCGUGAUGGAGGUCUUCCAACCUGGUUUUCAGUGAUUGACCAAAGGCACUGUGUUCCCGUUCGUGCAGUCUGGCUAUCUAUUGGUAUUGUCAUGAUACUAGCCUGCCUCAACAUAGCCAGCACUACCGCCUUCGGUGCAUUUAUUGCUCUUUCAUCUAUCGGAUUGUUCAGUUCCUAUUUUAUUGCCAUAGGCUGUAUGGUGUUUGCUCGGUUCUCUCGAGAUCGUCCCCUAGAGCUCGGAGAAUGGAACAUGGGAAACUACGGUCUUGCCGUCAACAUAUUCGCCAUGAUUUACACGGCAUAUGUAACGAUUUGGUUGCCUUUCCCCUCACUACUUCCGGUUACCCCACAAAAUAUGAACUACUCCUUGCCAAUUUUCGCAUUUACUACGCUAUCCGCCAUGUUAUAUUGGUUCUUGAGAGGUAAGAAACAUUGGGGAGGUUUGAAUAAGGAGGUUAUCCGAUUAGUAGUCGAGCGAGGCGAGUUGAACUUGAUAAGCUAA